Molecule: messenger RNA, 3238 nt
Organism: Impatiens glandulifera
Lineage: Eukaryota; Viridiplantae; Streptophyta; Magnoliopsida; Ericales; Balsaminaceae
Product: LRR receptor-like serine/threonine-protein kinase ERL2
Exons: 27
Coding region: 192-3122 (976 amino acids)
Biological process (GO): protein phosphorylation
Molecular function (GO): receptor serine/threonine kinase binding; protein kinase activity; ATP binding
Source: RefSeq, a predicted model, not a curated record
UUACAGUUCACGCCAAACGCCUGCUAAUUCAGUUUUUCUCUCUCUACGCGCUCUUCAGCUUUUCUCUUUCUACAGUAUCUCGAUCCUCAUCAUCUCUUUUCAAUAAUGAGAGAGAAAAGCCACUGCGUAUCUCUCUUAACGUACUCCACUCUCUAAAAAAUUCCUUUCCACUGUUCUCUCUCUAAUCAACAAUGGAGUUUGUGAACAAAAUCUCUGCAUUGCUCCUGUUUUUUGCUCUUUUUUCACUUGCAUCUCCUCUCACUCAUCAUGAUCAAGGUGAAGCAUUGAUGGCGUUGAAAGCAUCAUUCAGAAAUGAUGCUAAUAUGUUACUGGACUGGGAUAACGAGCAAAACGGAGAUUUCUGUUCAUGGAAGGGAGUAAUCUGUGACAAUAUCAGUCCGUUUGUUGUUUCUCUGAACUUGUCUAAUCUGAAUUUAGGUGGAGAGAUUUCACCAGCUAUUGGUGACCUGAAGAAUCUGCAAUCAGUGGACCUAAGAGGGAACAAGUUAACAGGUCAAGUUCCAGAUGAAAUUGGAGAUUGCACAUCACUAAGAUUCUUGGAUUUGUCCUAUAAUAUGCUUGAAGGAGACAUUCCCUAUUCACUAUCUAAGCUAAAGAAGCUUGAGUAUUUGAAUUUGAGGAACAACCAAUUAAUUGGUCCUAUUCCUUCAACAUUAACACAGAUACCAAAUCUCAAGACUCUGGAUCUUGCAAAAAAUCAGAUUACAGGGGAGAUUCCAAGGUUAAUAUAUUGGAAUGAAGUCUUGCAAUAUUUGGGUUUACGUGGAAAUUUACUUUCAGGAACCUUAUCUCCAGAUAUGUGCCAACUCACUGGAUUGUGGUACUUUGAUGUAAGAGGUAAUAAUAUCUCUGGAACUAUCCCAGAAAGCAUUGGUAACUGUACAAGCUUUGAGAUCUUGGAUAUCUCAUACAAUCAGAUUAGAGGAGAGAUUCCUUACAAUAUUGGAUUUCUACAAGUAGCCACUUUAUCACUACAAGGCAACAGAUUAACUGGGAAGAUUCCUGAGGUUAUUGGUCUUAUGCAAGCUCUUGCUGUACUGGACUUGAGUGAUAAUGAAUUAAUUGGACCAAUACCGCCAAUUCUUGGAAAUUUAUCGUACACUGGGAAGUUGUAUCUCCAUGGCAACAAGCUAACAGGGCCAAUUCCACCAGAGCUUGGCAAUAUGUCAAAGCUUAGUUAUCUGCAAUUAAAUGACAACGAGUUGGUUGGUGGAAUUCCAGCUGAACUUGGAAAUCUUGAGCAACUUUUUGAAUUGAAUCUUGCAAACAAUAAGCUAGAGGGACCUAUCCCUCACAACAUCAGCUCAUGCACAGCUCUAAAUCAGUUAAAUGUUUUUGGUAAUCGCUUGAAUGGUAGUAUCCCCACCGGCUUUCCCAAUCUUGAGAGCUUGACAUAUCUGAAUCUCUCGUCCAAUCGCUUUAAUGGUGAUAUUCCUAUUGAGCUGGGACGAAUAGUCAACUUGGAUACCUUGGAUCUUUCGGGAAAUGCCUUUUCUGGGUCUGUUCCAGCAUCUGUUGGUGAUCUAGAGCACCUCCUCAUCUUGAACUUGAGCCACAAUCUUCUUGAUGGGUUGCUACCAAUGAAAUUGGGAAAUCUGAGAAGUGUACAAAUUAUAGACUUAGGAUACAACAACCUGACAGGGAAUAUACCAGAAGAAUUUGGUCAGCUACAAAAUGUCAUGUCCAUUAUAUUGAACAACAACAACCUGUUCGGAGAUAUUCCAGAUCAGUUAACCAAUUGUCUCAGUCUCAACAACCUGAAUGUAUCCUUCAACAAUCUAACUGGGAUUGUCCCUACAGUUCGAAACUUUUCACGGUUUCCUCCAGAUAGUUUCACUGGAAAUCCGUUUUUAUGUGGGAAUUGGCUAGGAUCAUUGUGUUGUCCAUACGCAUCAAAAUCGAAAGCAAUGUUCUCCAGAACAGCUGUUGUUUGCUUCAUUGUUGGCCUCUUCGUCCUAAUGUGUGUGGCAGUAUUUGCUUUUUAUCAAACCAACAAACCAGGUCCAUUUAUAACCGAAACUGUAAAGAAGAUGCAGUGUCCGCCCAAGCUAGUUGUUCUGCAUAUGGAUAUGGCCUUGCACACCUAUAAUGACAUUAUGAGUGUCACUGAAAAUUUUAGCGAUGAAUACAUUAUAGGACAUGGUGGAUCCAGCACCGUAUACAAAUGUACAUUAAAGAAUUCUCGGCCGAUUGCCAUCAAGCGAUUAUACAAUCAGUGUCAGACAAGGGAGUUUGAGACUGAGCUUUCAACCAUAGGUAGUUUACGUCACAGAAAUCUGGUCAUUUUGCAUGGAUAUGCUUUGACACCCUUUGGAAACCUCCUGUUUUAUGAGUACAUGGAAAAUGGAUCUCUUUGGGAUCUUCUUCACGGUCCGUCUAAGAAGGUAAACCUGGAUUGGGAGACACGAUUGAAGAUAGCUGUUGGAGCUGCUCAAGGGCUCUCUUAUCUUCAUCAUGAUUGCAAUCCUAGGAUUAUUCAUAGAGAUGUAAAAUCUUCAAAUAUAUUGUUGGACUUGAAUUUCGAGGCCCAUCUUGCUGAUUUCGGAAUUGCUAGAUCCAUACCCACGGCAAAGAGUCACGCAUCUACUUAUGUUGUUGGAACUAUCGGUUACAUUGAUCCGGAGUAUGCACGCACCUCUCGACUAAAUGAAAAAUCAGAUGUGUAUAGCUUCGGAAUAGUUCUUCUGGAGCUGCUGACCGGAAGAAAGGCAGUUGAUAAUGAAUCCAACUUGAGGCAGCUGAUAUUGUCUAAAGCAGACAACAAUACAGUAAUGGAGGCAGUUGAUCCAGAGGUAACAGUAACGUGUAUGGACUUGUCCCACGUGAGAAAAACAAUGCAACUUGCUUUAUUGUGCACCAAGAGCAACCCUUCAGAAAGACCAACCAUGCAUGACGUUACCAGAGUGUUGGUAUCCCUUCUUCCACCUCCCCCUGUGAAGAAGAGCUCAACAACUUUGAUGCUGCCAGCACCACCUGUUGUUGAUUAUGAGAGUUACAAGACCCAACCCACUAACUCACAACAUGGAGGAGUUAAUUCUUCAUCUGAUGAUAGAUGGUAUGUACGUUUUCAGGAAGAACUGUCCACUAAUACUAGCACAUAGGGGUUGAUGUCCACUAAACAAGCACGCAUUUUUAUUUAAUUUAAUCUGUCUGUAUUUGAACCAAACUUCUUUUCUGUUUGCUUGCUUGCUAGCUCGGAGGAAUAUAAACAUAUUUC